Molecule: messenger RNA, 1272 nt
Organism: Pleurotus ostreatus (oyster mushroom)
Lineage: Eukaryota; Fungi; Basidiomycota; Agaricomycetes; Agaricales; Pleurotaceae
Exons: 6
Coding region: 1-1272 (423 amino acids)
Source: RefSeq, a predicted model, not a curated record
AUGUUGGAUUGCAGUUUGGACGACAUACCAGAUCACAUAGAAAAGUGGUAUGCAAACAUUGGCAUUGAAACUCCUUUCGCCAUCCCAAAAGAUUCGUAUAUCAAGGCUUUUGCAAGUGAAUACAUUGGUGAAGAUCAUGUGGCGCUCUGUCAGGCAAUGGACAACACAGUGAACUUCACUUAUUCCCAUUUUCUUCCUAUCGUCCAAUUGUCUGGAAUGGGAAAGUCAAAGGCGGUACUGAAGGUCUCGGAGGAUAGGGUGAUCCUUCAGGCCUGUAUUCGCCCUGGCGACGAAUCCCAAGGGAAUGCAGUCCCUGCUCAAGAUCGGCAGGUCUAUCGCUACCUGACAAGUGCCCCCAAACCUUGUGAGGGCAAAGAUUGUAAGAACUACUUUGCGGCAUUCUUAGUUGCCCUAUUCAGGUCCACCUUCAAAAUCAUGCAUAACCAUGGGCUGGAAGACGAAAAGUGUGCCACCAAACACCUUUUGACAGUGUUCACUGAUAAUUGCACGUGCCAUCAGUUCUGGGAGGACGUGGUUGCUGCCGCUGAAGGGCUCAGGGGAGGACAAGUCACAGUAUCCUGCUUGGGAUUCUAUGCCCCAAAAGAAGAGAUGAGCAAGAAAUAUCAACAAGGCUUCCCAUUGUUUCUAUGCCUUCAUGAAGCCCACUCACUCUUCAGAACUAGUGACAUAGCAAGCAAAGAACCCACCUUGUACUCCCAGUUGAGGUCUGCCGCUGCGGAUCUCUGCGGCUGUGACUACUUCCGCUUCAUUGUGCUGUCUACUUUCUCCGGUCUCCACACAGGCACCUCCUUCAGACGUGGCCCCGUUUCCCUUGAAGAAUGUAACAGGAUUGACUUCAUAACCACUUUUGGAUGUCCUUUGUGGCAGACCUUUUUCAAUGUCAAUGGGCCUGAUCUUCCUCAUCUGAUGGAUAUGAUAAAGACAAAGAUCCUUUGUUGGGGGUGGCCUGAAAUAGAGGGCAAGUCACCAGUGGCAGCUGCCAUCCUCACCAUCCUUUCCUCAAGGCUUUAUCUCACGGCUGCUGUAACCCCUGUGGCUCAGAGAAAUUUUCUUCUCAGGUUCACCAAAACUGACUCAAAACCUUAUUUUUGCUUCUGGGAUCAUGUAAUUGGCCACAUUGCGAAGCAUGAAAACCAUGGUGGCCACAUUGGCGAGCUCAUCAGCCGCACCUUCAGCAUUGACGCCAUGGAUAGGGUUAUCCUCGAAAAAUACCCCUCAGAGGCCACAGAUCCACCUGUUUUGGGAAGCUGA